GAGCCGUUCGCUCCAUUCUUCGACGAGCGAACGUUUGCGGGUAAGGUGUGGCCUGCGGCGAGUGGAUAGGCGCGAGUGGACAAGAGCAAAAUAGUGAAAGCGAUAGAAGAAAAGUGCGAAAACAAGAGAAAGAGAAGAGGAGAAGAGAGGAAGUGUGUGUGUGUGUGUGUGUGAGAGAGAAAGAGAGGAAGCGCAAGGAAGAGGAAAGAGAAAGAGAGACUAUUGUGCGCGCGUGUGUGACAUACUUCGGAUCGUUGAGAAGCCCCGCGUCUUCCUGGAGCGGAGAAGACCCGCCGGGUCAGGUCAGAAAUUCCGGACCUCCGGGACGGUGCCGAAGUGUGAGAUUCGUGAGGAUCGAAGGAGGGACAGGAAACGGACGUCGACACGAUCGGAAGCGGAUACGGAAACGCGGUACGGUGGUCGGAGUGACGGAGCGCGUACGCGGUCCAGCGUGUGUGCGCGCGUGAUCGCGAGAACCUACGUACGCUCUGAAGGUGGGGGCGAACGAGCGCGGCGCGACGCGGCACGGUAGUGGGGGUGAGCCAGCGGUGCGCGCGCGAAUGAAACGCGCGACGAGGAUGGAGCGAUCGCUGCCCGCGCGCCGAAAGGACGACGACGACGACGGAGCGAGCAGCUCGCGCGAACGCUGCGGGUCGGUGCGCGCGAGAUAGAGUGAGCGCGACGGUCGUUCGGUUGGACAUGCAUCUUCCGCACGGCGAACGUAAACAUUCCACAGCCGUGCUAUUAAUUGGACGCGUCGUCUUGAUUCACGAGGAGAUCGAUAACCGGGACGACCUGGCAACGACGGCGACGGCGACGGCGACGGCGACAACGACGACGGCGACGGCGACGGCGGCGGCGGCGGCGGCGACGGCGGUGGCGGCGGUGGUGGUGGCAACGGUGACGGCGGUGGGGAAGCAGGAGGCGAAGGCGGAGUAACAUACGCAGCGCGGCGUAGUAUCGCAGGAAAUGAUGGUAAUGCGUGAGAACCCGUCGGGUCGCGCUGUCGACGGGUGAACGUCGCGCGCGAUCGUUCUCCGGGGAACGCGCUCCAUCACUCAACUCAAAGUGCCAUUUCGUAUAUACCAUAUCCAGUAAAUAUUAGUCGCGCGAGUGGGGAGCUGUGCAACCACGCACCUACUACUCAUCCCUACUAUACGGACAACACACGCCUCGUUCGUUCAUUCGCUUCCAUUGUGGAGAACGUGCGACAGGGCUCGUGACGGACGAUCGACGGACGUGCGGGCGCGUGGUCGAGAAGUCGACGCAUAGUCGGCACCGGAAGUCUGUGUCUCUCUCUCUCUCUCUCUCUUUCUCGUGUGACAACGAGCGAUAAAACCGCGUCGGUAGCGACCGUUCUAUCCGUUCUGUGUGACAGUUGUAUAUGCUGUUUAUUGUUUAUCGAAGAUGCCGCCUCCGACAAUGACGGCACUUGGGAUUCCGCGUGUGGCUCGAGAACAUGUUUGUGUGGGAAAGGCUCAGUGACUGAAGGAAACAUUUAGGUAUCGGAAGCUGUUUCGCGGAGCGAACGUGUAGAAGGCCGCGCGAGAGUGUACAAGUGUGAAAGACUCAAGAUGCCUGACAGUGCAAUGGAAGAGGAUCUUCAGGGUCCGGAAUGGCUGUUCAGCGAGUUGAGAUCGCAGGACGGUCCCAACAAGCUUCUUAUUCUAGACUGUAGGGCACACUCGGACUUCUCGGAUGCUCAUAUAAGAGGAUCGGUGCCUCUGACCAUACCUAGUAUCAUGUUGCGAAGAUUGGCUGCUGGUAAAGUGGACCUCUUGGCCACGAUACGGUGCCUGGAUCUGAGAAAUAGAGUGGAGAUGUUUCUGUGUGGGGACAAGAACAGAAGGGGGACGUUUGUACUAAUUGGUGAUUCUACGGAUACGGGUCAUCAGGGUGAAACGUUACAAGUUUUGAGCCGGAGACUUAAAAGUAGCGGAGGAAAUAUAGCCUUUUUAAUCGGUGGUUUUGAAGCAUUUAGAGAUAAAUAUCCAGAGUGGUGCGAAGGUAGUCAAGCCACUAAUGAAUGUGACCCAGGUCAGGACAAUAAUGAUGGCGAAUUAAUGGGCCUUAGAUCCCUUCGGAUAUCUACUCCACCAACCAGGUCUUAUUCAGACUCUGACAGUGACAGCACAUGUGAUUCAAUUGGUCCCGAGGAAGAUAAAGAUUUUCCGGUGGAAAUUUUACCUCAUUUGUACCUCGGUAACGCGGCCAAUAGCGAGGAUCGCGAGUCCUUAGCGCGGCACAGGAUACAGUACAUACUCAACGUAACACCGGAUUUGCCAAAUGUAUUUGAAAGCGGCGGCUCAAUAAAGUACAUGCAGAUACCCAUAAGCGAUCACUGGAGUCAGAACUUGGCUAGUUUCUUCCCACAGGCGAUUCAAUUUAUAGAAGAGGCACGGAACUCGGAUAAAGGAGUGCUGGUACAUUGUUUGGCCGGAAUCUCUCGGUCCGUCACGAUCACUGUGGCUUAUCUCAUGCACAAGUGCAGCCUCAGCCUGAACGACGCUUUCAACCUAGUACGUAGUAGAAAGUCCAAUGUCGCACCGAAUUUUCACUUUAUGGAGCAGUUGUACAGCUUCGAGCAGGAGUUGAGGGACCGAGGGGGAGAAAACAAGAGUAACGAUCAGAGGUGCAUCGGGGCAUGUCGACCCAAUGGGCCCUGCAAUUGCCCGGCGCCCAGCUUCCUGAGUCCCAUUGAUCUGGGACUCAGUCCCGACUCGGGAAUCGAGUUUGACAGGUGGGCGGCAAGCACACCGGCCGAAUGAGACACACUUGGGGAUACCCAAUACAAAUUCUAGGUCUCUCCAUAAGGAGAAUUAUCAGGGAUAUCCUGAUAGAAAGGUUAUGAUAACGCGCUUUAUCACUUUUGAUAUGUGAGACAAGCAUUGAAGUCCGCCCUUCGCGGUAUAUUUCCAGAUGAAAUGGAAUAUACCUUGGAUGCGUUUGGCGUGCUCAGAUGUAGCUUUUAGAGGCAGUUCGGAGUUAGUUACCGCGCCGUGACACUUUUCUUUCAUAAUUUCUCGUUAUAUUCUUUCGAGCCUCUCAUUCCUAGCGUAGCCAUAUAUAAUUUAUUAAUAAAUUAUUUAAAUUAUGAUUAAAUUGACUUUUUAAAAAGAUUAGUUUCUAAAAACACGUGCGUGCGUAUCGCUACAGUCGUUCAAUACUCAACGUAAUGUAAAAGAAAAUGUACGAGUGGAAAAUACCUUUGCCAAAAUUUAGAAAUAAUUUAGGAAUGAGGGGAUUAAUGUACUUGAGAAGAAAAAAUAUGUGUCUCUCCAAUUAGAGAAAAAAUUUAUCUCUUUGUUAGGCGUUAUUAGCUUUUCAGCGUACGCGUUCAGUAAUAAUAUGCUUCGAUAUAUUCCUGCAGUGACGAUACCUGUCUAUCGUGAAAUUUUCAAUUAGUUGAAAAGUUGGGUACAUUACAUUACGCCAUCGAAUCAUACUAAUAUGAUACAGUGUUGUGACUAGGGAAAGAGUGAACGAUAUGACUGUUGAUGCCUUUUUCUAUGAUGAAGAAGGAAUAACGUUUAUAAUGCUCUUUUCUGAAUUGUUGUGGCAGCAAAGGACAUUGAAAGUAUUUUGUAAAACGAGAUCCUGUAAUUUCUCAUCGCGUAUCAGUCGCGCUAUUGUAAUUGUACAUUCUGAUGUUAUGCUUCCAAGUUUUGAGAAACCUAUUUAGUCUGUAUGGUUGCAAAUGGUAUGCGAGAUAUAUUGAACUCAAGCACUGUAUCCUCGCGAGGUAUAAAAUAAUGCAUACCGUCGUACCUCAAGAGAACUCUAGAACAUAUAUAUAUAUUUUAAUACUUCUUUCCCCAAAUCCUUCAAUUAAUGAGGCUGUGUUUAUUUUACUGCAAGCGAUAUUUCAUGCGCUAAGUAAUUUCUAAAUGACGAGUUCCCACCAGGCAAUUAACAGUAGUCGAAGGUAAACAUCACGCUUAGUAUGCUAAGUUCCGUGGUACAAAAUUAAGGGAGACCCACAGGGGCGAGUUUAAAGUUUCACACUAGCACGAAAUCGAUCCUUAAAAAUACAGAUAGUUUACUCGCGAUAUUCGCGUAAGCUACUAAGAAAGCGCAGAUAUUUUCUUUCGAAAACUGGCAUUUCCAAAGUCUGGAGGCCCAAAUAAAGGUCAAAGUACGUUUAACUAAUUUUUAAAUCCAUUGAGCUCCGACUCAACUGUAGUAGUUUGCGUAAAAAAUAAAACUCGACAUUUUUGUAACGAGUAAUUUUCGAUGUAGUUUUUCGACACGCUAAAGUAACUUACGUCGGGUAAUCGCCUCAAUGCAUUCUGACCUUCGAGAUGCGCGAAAGGUAUAUGCACGUCGCCUCAGGUACAUAUGCCAGUAACUUAAGUUUAAGAGAGGACACAUCUUAGGAAUCAGUGCAUUUCUGUAGGGCAUUCCGAAUCUCUCCUGCUCACGAGAAAAACCAGGUUUGUCACUGGUUUUAACGGAGUUAGAGGAACUUGCGUCCAAGUCACUUGGAAAUGGUAUAUGAAAGCGUUAUUUUAAAAUUUUAUUUUUUUAUACUUUUAAUUUAAAAUGCGAGAAGUUUUAAAGAAAUUGUUAAAAUGUAAAAAGGAAAUUUAUUAGAAUAUAAAAAACAAAUUUUUCGUAUGCUGUUACUAAUGGUAGACAUUUCUAAAAACAUUUGUGAUAAAUAGACGCUUGGAUUUUUAAAAAAUCUUAUUUUGUAAAAGCAUUUCUUAAGUAUAUCUUGUUUCAUUGCAGCACGGCCAAAGCCUUGAUGGCCAAAGCUUUCAAUGUGAAAGCGCUGCAAUCCUAUACACAUCUAUCCUGUUUUAUAACAGAUAAUUUCUUCACAUAUUUGUUUAAUGUCUAAAUGUACAAAUUAUAAUUUUUAUUAAUUUCGUUUCUUUAACUAUUACUUUUUAUUUGAGAUGUUACUAUUAAAGUAAUGCUUUCAAAUAUCAGAAAACAGUUUUAUUGUCAUAUAACGACUUCGUCGUCAUUGUUACAUACAGAAAUCUGAAAGAUAAUGGUUCCUGCACGUUACAUUUUUGCUGGCAUCAGAACAACAUUAACUCUUCGGAUUUUUUACAUAGAUACUUUUCUACACGAGGACAUUGAGCCUGUGCAUUCGUAUGAAAAAAUCACAUCUAGCUGUACAUUGCUAGUAAUAAUUCGUGCGCAAAAUUGGAUUCUAAAUUGUAUGAAUCAGCACUGUUUCUAUUAUCUUACAGAUUUCAGAUAUAUAUUGAAAGUUAUUUUUGUAAAGAAAGAAAAAAGAAAUGCAUUCACAUUCCCGAGCCAAACUGGCCUGACACUGUAAUUACCUUUCAUCUACUACUAUAUGUAUCGUUCAUUGAGCAUAAUUGAAGUUAAUAUGAGUGUAUACAAAUGAAUGUUAUUUUUGGUGUAAUAAUUAACUGCAAGAGUUGCGGUAAUUAAUAACUCGUGGCUAUUGCAGGAGUAAAUUGAUAUAUAAGUAAGGAAAUAUAUAUAUAUAUAUAUAUAUAUAUAUAUAUAUAUAUAUAUAUAAUUUGACGUUAAUGUAAUAACAAUAUUCUACUAUUACACUGUUGUCUGUUGUAUGUUUACUGGGUGUGUGUGCCCGAGAAAUUUAAUCAAAUAUUAUAUGUGUAUAUUAUAUAAAUUAUUAUUUUAUAUUCAUCGUUGUAUAUAUAUUUUAACUAAUUUUCAUUAGAAAUACAACUUAUCUUACUUAAUCUGUAAGUAAUCAAUUGUCAUUUAAGCAGGUCAUUUACAUUCCAUGCAGGUAAUUUUAUUUCUUAUUUUUCAAAUUUGUUAAAACGAAAUAUAUAUGCGUCAUAUAAUGCGUUUUACACGUUGCGAUAAUAUCAUAUCUGCCAUGGUAAUAACUUAUUUAGUUUCUAUAAUCCGAAUGUGUAACAGUCGUUUUAAUUUUUUCAUACAUUGCAAACACGUUAAUUCAUUUUCGUACUUCUGAUAUGAAAUCGAUAAUAAAAUCUGGAGAGAAACUAUUUCUUCGAAUUUUGUGUUAUCGAUAUAUAUAUUAUAAAAUAUGUAUUGUGUAUCUCUUGACAACAUGUUCGUUUACUAAGGGAUAUUUAUGUAUGCUUUACGACGAAAUGAAAUUAAAAAGUACGUAAAAGCACUAA
Molecule: messenger RNA, 6104 nt
Organism: Solenopsis invicta (red fire ant)
Lineage: Eukaryota; Metazoa; Arthropoda; Insecta; Hymenoptera; Formicidae
Gene: Mkp3
Product: dual specificity protein phosphatase Mpk3
Exons: 4
Coding region: 1575-2768 (397 amino acids)
Biological process (GO): protein dephosphorylation; negative regulation of MAPK cascade
Cellular component (GO): cytosol; cytoplasm
Molecular function (GO): protein tyrosine/threonine phosphatase activity; MAP kinase tyrosine/serine/threonine phosphatase activity
Source: RefSeq, a predicted model, not a curated record